UCCACCAUAUAUAUUCAAACAACUCUCUCUAACUUCUCCACAAAGCUUUUCUUUGUUCAGAGACUUACCCAACUUUUCCUUUGUAUACAUAUCUCUCUCAAUACAACUCUUGAAAGGAAAGCAAUACCGAUCCAUUGGUUCGCUUUUUGAAGGUCAUUUUGGCUUUGUUUGGUAGCUAAGAAUUGUUGGGAAAAUGGAAAGCUCUGUAGCAUAUGAGAAUGAUCUUAAUUUCAAGGCAACUGAGCUCAGAUUAGGAUUGCCAGGAAGAGACGAGUCUGAGAAAGAAACCAUGUGUGGUGGCGGUGGUAGAAACAACAAGCGAGCAACGCCUGACACGGCGGAGGAUGGCGGAGCGAAGGGUGGCUCAUCCGAUGCCAAAAAUGCACCCGCCGCCAAAGCACGAGUAGUGGGGUGGCCGCCAAUCCGAUCCUACCGGAAAAAUAGCUUCCUUCCUAAGAAGGCGGAGGCGGAGGCGGAGGCGGAGGCAGAGGCAGAGGCGGAGGCAGGAAUGUACGUGAAAGUGAGCAUGGACGGAGCUCCAUAUCUCAGAAAGAUUGAUCUAAAGGUUUACAAGGCCUACUCAGACCUCCUAAAGGCUUUAGAAGACAUGUUCAAAUUCACCAUAGGGUUGUACUCAGAGAGGGAAGGCUACAAAGGAUCUGAAUAUGCACCAACUUAUCAAGACAAAGAUGGUGACUGGAUGCUUGUUGGAGAUGUUCCUUGGGACAUGUUUAUGUCAUCCUGCAAGAGACUGAGAAUCAUGAAAGGAUCAGAAGCUAAAGGCUUAGCCUGUGGGUUAUGAAUGAGAAACCCAUAACAGAAGAAACAGAAGAGAAGAUAUGUAUCUAUUCUAUCAUGGAGAGAUACACAGUUUGAGCUUGGGUUCUCGAGGAAUUUUGAUUUUGAAAACACCCUCUUUGUGCCAACAGUUUUCUCUGGACUUCAACUGAGAAGUGCAAAUAGAAAACACAAAAAAACAAAAAUACUACUUUGUAAAGUUGUAGCAGCAGAUCAUCUAUGGUCGUUUUAUUGUCUUUGUUUUGUAAUAAUUCUAUUGAAUCAAAAAUGCAUACAAAAGAAAUACUUGCUUCCAAAGCAGUUCUAUAUAUAAACAUGUAUAUAAUAUUGCUCUCCAAA
Camellia sinensis is the source of this 1137-nucleotide messenger RNA. NCBI's taxonomy places the organism in Eukaryota, Viridiplantae, Streptophyta, Magnoliopsida, Ericales, Theaceae. The record is from RefSeq and is a predicted model, not a curated record.